AUGACAACGCUUUUCACUCUUCCGAUCACCUCCACCGGGGGCUCAUUCGUUUGCAGCAACCCUCCAUCUCCCAAGGAAGGCGGGGAGACAGAGAAAAAUAUCUACCUCCUCACAUUUGUCUCUCCUCCGGAUAACCGACUGACGACGGAUUUCAUCGAGGCUUUUCUCCUUGCGUUGGACAUUAUCGAACACCGAUAUCCUAAGGGGGUUGUCAUUACGACGAGUGGAAUAGGCAAGUUCUUCAGCAAUGGGUUGGAUUUGGCGGCCAUUGCGUCCCAGCCGGACUUUCUGGAUGGGUACCUGUGGAAGCUAUUUAGGCGGCUUUUGACCUACCCCAUGCCCACAAUUGCUCUUAUAAACGGACACGCCUUCGCGGGAGGUCUGAUGUUGGCUAUGUUCCACGACUACCGUGUUCAGAACCCAUCCCGCGGCUUCGUCUGUCUUAACGAGAUCGAAUUCGGUGUGACGCUGCAAGCUCCUAUGAUGAGCAUAUUCCGUGAAAAGAUAUCACCCACGACAUUCCGCACGCUUGUCCUGGAAGGAAAGCGGUUUCCCGGACCUGAGGCCCUCCAGGCGGGCAUUGUCGAUGUCGUGGGAGGCCUAGAGGAGACUCUUAAGUUUAUUAAAGAUCGCAAGUUGGUCUUGAAGCCCAAUUCCGGUAUCUGGGGUUCGAUGAAGGAGGAGAUGUACAGAGAGAGUUUGGCAAUCUUGGAUAGCCACCAAGCAAAUCUGAAGUGGAGGGACAAUGUUGAAGAGCAGAAGACGGCGCAGGCUGAGAAGGCUAAAGCGGCUGUACAAAAGUGGGAGAAGAGUCAAGGGAAGGCUAAACUUUAA
This is a messenger RNA of Paecilomyces variotii, 834 nucleotides long. RefSeq names its product enoyl-CoA hydratase/isomerase family protein. Gene Ontology annotation, molecular function: delta(3)-delta(2)-enoyl-CoA isomerase activity; enoyl-CoA hydratase activity. The coding region runs from base 1 to 834 and encodes 277 amino acids. The record is from RefSeq and is a predicted model, not a curated record. Gene Ontology annotation, biological process: fatty acid beta-oxidation. The transcript is spliced from 2 exons. Gene Ontology annotation, cellular component: peroxisome. Lineage: Eukaryota; Fungi; Ascomycota; Eurotiomycetes; Eurotiales; Thermoascaceae.